Suncus etruscus (white-toothed pygmy shrew) is the source of this 1219-nucleotide messenger RNA. RefSeq names its product carbonic anhydrase 11 (gene CA11). NCBI's taxonomy places the organism in Eukaryota, Metazoa, Chordata, Mammalia, Eulipotyphla, Soricidae. The record is from RefSeq and is a predicted model, not a curated record. The transcript has 9 exons. Gene Ontology annotation, molecular function: carbonate dehydratase activity; zinc ion binding. The coding region runs from base 121 to 1107 and encodes 328 amino acids.
CGUGGCUGGAGGCGAGGCUGGACGUCCAGUCCUGGAAGGAGAGUCCCCCCAAAGAGGAGAGAGAGGGAGGAGCCCAGGGGGGCAGGGCUGCAGGAAGGGGGUGCUCCAGGCCUCCUGGGAAUGGGGGCGGCAGCGGGGCUGGGCGCACCUCGAGCGCUGAUCCUCUGGGCUGCGCUGGGGGCCGCAGCACACCUCGGACCCGCACCUGACCCUGAGAAUUGGUGGAGCUACAAGGAGAAUCUCCAGGGAAACUUUGUGCCAGGUCCCCCUUUCUGGGGCCUGGUGAACGCAGCCUGGACUCUGUGCGCCGUGGGGAAGCGACAGAGCCCCGUGGAUGUGGAACUCAAGAGGGUCCUCUUCGACCCCUUUCUGCCCCCGCUGAGGCUCAGCACUGGGGGAGAGAAGCUCCGGGGAACCCUGUACAACACCGGCCGCCACGUCUCCUUCCUGCCUGCACCCCGGCCGGUGGUCAACGUGUCUGGGGGCCCCCUCCUUUAUAGCCAUCGUCUCAGUGAACUGCGGCUGCUCUUCGGGGCGCGCGAUGGAGCCGGCUCUGAACACCAGAUCAACCACCAGAGCUUCUCUGCUGAGGUGCAGCUCAUCCACUUCAACCAGGAACUCUAUGGGAACCUCAGUGCUGCCUCUCGGGGCCCCAAUGGCCUGGCUAUUCUCAGCCUAUUUGUCAAUGUGGCAGGAAGCUCCAACCCUUUCCUGAGCCGCCUCCUGAACCGGGACACCAUCACCCGCAUCUCCUACAAGAAUGAUGCCUAUUUCCUCCAAGACCUGAGCCUGGAGCUUCUGUUCCCUGACUCCUUUGGAUUCAUCACCUACCAGGGCUCUCUCAGCACCCCGCCCUGCUCCGAGACGGUCACCUGGAUCCUCAUCGACCGGGCCCUCAAUAUCACCUCCCUCCAGAUGCACUCGCUGAGGCUCCUGAGCCAGAAUCCUCCGUCCCAGAUCUUCCAGAGCCUCAGCGGUAACGGCCGGCCCCUGCAGCCCUUGGCCCACAGGGCCCUGAGGGGCAACAGGGACCCCCGGCACCCCGAGAGGCGCUGCCGAGGCCCCAACUACCGCCUGCAUGUGGAUGGUGCCCCCCAAGGUCGCUGAGACUCCCUCUUGAAGACUGCACCUGCCUGCCCAAGCCUUCCCCACCAGGGAAGGGAAGUCAUCCUAUUCCCCCAAACCCCCCAAAAAGAGCUAUUAAAGGGACAGAAUACUU